Molecule: messenger RNA, 2277 nt
Organism: Saccostrea echinata
Lineage: Eukaryota; Metazoa; Mollusca; Bivalvia; Ostreida; Ostreidae
Exons: 17
Coding region: 1-2277 (758 amino acids)
Biological process (GO): protein dephosphorylation
Molecular function (GO): protein tyrosine phosphatase activity
Source: RefSeq, a predicted model, not a curated record
AUGCUUGUUGAUGGGGAACAAAUACUCUCAUGUGAUAACGACAGUGCCAAAGAUCUUCAAUCUAUGGAUGUACUACUGCGGUGCAAUACUAUUUUUGACUCUCAAAGAUGUGAAGCUCAACAGUCGUCUACAAAUGGAUCACAUUCGGCAAAUAAUGCUUGUGAUGACGACAUGGAGACAUAUUCUCUUACCAUGGACAGUAAAAAUCAGACGUGGUCAAUGACUCUUAAAAGGGUUCAUGAAAUCUUCUGGAUUUUCCUCAGCAUUAGUUGUGGGAGGUAUGAUGUCCAUAUACAACUAAACACGUCUAAAAUUCGAACAUGUAAACAGAUUGAAAUAGCUUGCAAUAUUACCAGUAAGACAAAGGUUGUUACUUGCGAUCCCUCUGGAGUUGUUCUUGGAAACAAAAUUAUAUUACGACGAGUAGAUGAUGGUGCUAUACAAAUCAAUGAAGUUAAGUCAAUAGAUUUUACAACCUUGAAAAAAAUCCAGGUAAAAACACAAUCUGUUGAUUUAAAUGGAAAGGAUGCUUUUGACGGUAAUCUAGAUUCUCACAUUUUAACAGAGGAAAGAAAAAAUGCAACAUGGUAUAUGACAAUGGAGGAAAUAUACGCGAUAAAAUGGAUACUCAUUUCUAUAAGAGGGGGAAAUUACGAAUUGCAUAUAACAAAUGAAGGGGUGUUCGUCUCCAAUGAAUCGACAAUUUGCAGUGAAUUUAAUUUACAUAACCCUUCUACAAAAUACCAGAUUAUCGUAGAAUGUGAAAGAGAAAUGAAGGGAAACUCUAUCACAAUAAAAAGGACAGAUAAGGGACCGAUUAGACUGUUUGAAGUACAUCCUAUACUUUGUCCAGCUUUGCAUUAUGGAAUAAAUUGUGCUAAAUGCAAAAAGGCGUGUUUAUCCUGCAAUCCUAUAUCAGGUGUAUGUAAGCAAUGCCGUGGACCUUUCUUUGGUGAUUAUUGUCAACAUCAAUGUCCAACAACGUGUCUCAAUACGACAUGUGACCAGGUGACCGGAAGUUGUGAUAGCUGUAGAGAGGGAAAUAAUGGAGAGAAUUGUGAACUUCAAAUGUCAAUAGACUAUAGGAGAACUGAAGUGGUAAGCAGUACAAAUUCCGUGUUGGAUGUCCCUAAAGAAGAAAGGGAUAAUAAAGAAGAUUCAGAUGAAGGCUCAGUCUUGGUGGUGGUUCUUAGUGUGUUGGUUGUUUUAUUACUACUGGUCAUCAGUAUUCUCUUUGUAUCAAAGUGGAACAAACAGAAGUCCAAAACAGAUAAGGAAAAGGGAUUUUCUGCAAAUUAUCAUAGAUCAGAGUCAAGAAAUGAAUCAGAGCUGGAAGAAAUUCCUCAAAACGAGACUGAUUAUGUAGAAGAGGAGGAAAGAGUUACUGUGGAAUAUUGUAAUUUGACGUCACAGAUGGUGUCCUUGGAACAGUUUAUCCGGGAAUUACCAGAGAAGAAGCGCAAUGGUAUCUUAGAGAAAGAAUUCGAUGACCUUCCGAAUGGAUUAUUAGAAUCUUACUCGAACGCACUUAAAACUUCCAACAGGACUGGGAACCGAUACAAAGGCAUCUAUCCUUAUGACUAUAAUCGUGUAAAGUUGGUCAAAACAGACGCUGAUAAAGAUGAUGAUUAUGUUAAUGCUUCAUACAUUCAUGGCUACAACAGAGAACGUACUUACAUAGCUACACAAGGUCCUUUCAAUCCAAAGACAUUACAAGAUUUUUGGACAGUAAUAUGGCAGAACGACUCCACAAUAAUUGUUAUGUUGACCAGUCUGUACGAAGGUGAUAAGAUGAAGUGUCUGCAGUAUUGGCCGGACACAGAGCUGGACAUUGGUCCUUACACCAUUAAAAUGGACACCGAGCAUGUAUAUGACCAUUACAUACUACGUUAUUUGGUUGUCCAAUAUCAGGAAGAGGAAAAAAGAGUGACCCAGUACCACUUUACCGCGUGGCCAGACAACUCAGUCCCGGAGGAUCUAACGUCACUCAUCUGCUUCCGAAAUUUGGUCAGGAAUGGUUUGACGCCAUCAGACGGGCCAAUUGUUGUUCACUGCAGUGCAGGGAUAGGAAGAACAGGAACAUUUAUCGCCCUUGAUUAUCUUCUGGAAGAGGGCGCUGCUGAACAGAUGAUUGACGUCAAAGGAUACGUAGCUUCUCUUCGACAUCAGCGCGGGAAAUCUAUUCAGACUUGUGAGCAGUAUCUCUUUCUUCAUGACUCACUGAAUGAAGGAUUCACAGGCAACAGUGUUCACAACAGCGUUUUGUCGGUACUUUAA